CACACAACUCCAAGAACAGCAAAACCAACACACCGAAGCAGUGAGCUCUGAAUCCACAUGGCCUCCACAAUGCCGCACCAUCUCGCGCUGCUGCUCCUCCUCCUGGCCUCACCGGCGGCCACGCGCUUGGCGGCCGGCGCCGGCGCCUGCGCGAGCGAGAAGUUCCCGGCUGGGAAGACAUACAAGACGUGCGAGGACCUCCCGAAGCUCGGCGCGUCCCUGCACUGGACCUACGACGCGUCCAAGGAGUCGCUGUCGCUGGCGUUCGUGGCUGCUCCCGCCGCGCCCAACGGGUGGGUGGCGUGGGGCCUCAACCCAACCGGCGAGGGCAUGCCCGGCGCGCAGGCGCUGGUGGCGCUCAAGGGGUCCGGGUCCUCCGCGCCCGCCGUCAAGACGUACAACAUCACGGGCUACGUGCCGCUCGGAGGCGCCUCGACGCCCAUCGCGUUCCCGGCCACCGACCUCGCCGCGGACGUCGGCAGCGGAGGCAAGAUCCGGCUAUACGGCAAGCUGCAGCUGCACAAGGGGAUGAAGGCGGUGAACCAGGUGUGGCAGGUCGGGUCGUCCGUCACGGGGGGCGCCCCCGACAAGCACGCGUUCGCCACUGACAACCUCUCCGCCAAGAGCAAGCUCGUCCUCGCCGGCAAGGCCCUCGCCGCCGCCGCCGCCCCCACGCCUGCCCCUGCCCCUGCCCCCGCGCCCGAUGCCGGCGGCCCGUCCGCCAGCUCGGGCGGCAGCGACAGCGGCGCAGUGUCAUCCCUGGCGCCGUCCGCCGGGAAGUCCCCGUCGGCGGCGGCCACGGCUCGCGUGUCGGCGCCGGCACUCCUCGUGCUGGCGUUGGUGGGCUUCUUGGCGAUGGUAUGAUAGCCGGAUGCUGUCACCAGCGACGAAGGUGGCGGUGGUGGUUGGCCGGAGAAAAUAUCACGCUAUUCUUGUUCAUUGUUGUAGCUCCUUUUUCGUUUUGGUUCUGAAAUAAAAUGGUUGGUGUACUUGUUGAGCUGUUGUUAGGUAGCACAGUGAUCGGAAGCAGUUCCACUGAUGUAAUUGUACAACGUGAUUUUGUCACUGAUACACGGAGCCUAUAAAGAGUCGAUUCAUGUCA
Phragmites australis (common reed) is the source of this 1102-nucleotide messenger RNA. RefSeq names its product auxin-induced in root cultures protein 12-like. The record is from RefSeq and is a predicted model, not a curated record. Bases 58 to 864 code for a protein of 268 amino acids. NCBI's taxonomy places the organism in Eukaryota, Viridiplantae, Streptophyta, Magnoliopsida, Poales, Poaceae. The transcript has a single exon.